Populus euphratica (Euphrates poplar) is the source of this 783-nucleotide messenger RNA. RefSeq lists its product as uncharacterized. The transcript has a single exon. Bases 80 to 544 code for a protein of 154 amino acids. The record is from RefSeq and is a predicted model, not a curated record. Lineage: Eukaryota; Viridiplantae; Streptophyta; Magnoliopsida; Malpighiales; Salicaceae.
CUUCACCACUCUCCUUGAUCAAUAUUUUUCAUCACUUUCAACUACAUUUUACUUGCGUGGUCACCAUAACACACACAGCAUGAAGCUUCUUGAUAUAUUUUUUGUCCUGGCAAUUAUCAUGGCUUUAGCCAUUUCUCUUACUGCUACACCAUCCGAAGAAGAGUCAUCCCUUGACUUCAGUGAAAAUGGAGAUGAGGAAAACUUUGAUCUUCCUUGGCUUGAGAGCCAAGAAACAACUUCAUCUUUGCGAGGGGCAAACCGCUUUCUAGCUCAGAAAAUUCGGGCUGUCAUGACGUGUAACAAGUACCCUAGAGUUUGUCGUGCUAAGGGCAGUCCCGGGCCGGAUUGCUGCAGGAAGAAGUGUGUGAAUGUGAUGACAGACAGGCUCAACUGUGGAAUGUGUGGUAAGAAGUGUAGGUAUCCUGAGAUUUGCUGCAAAGGGCAGUGUGUGAACCCGAUGAAUAACAAGAAAAACUGUGGGGGCUGCAGCAACAAGUGCAAGAAAGGGAGUAAAUGUCAGUAUGGAAUGUGCAGCUAUGCAUAGAAACGCAGGCCGGUGCUAUGCUUAUAUAUCCAUAUCUGAUUUGGACCCAAACAAGAAUGAACAAGUAGAUAUUUGUAGCUUAAAUUCAUUUGCUUCGAUAUUGGAGCUUCGUAUAUCUUUUUUGGGGUUUAUUUAUUCUUUCGAUUCUACACCAUAAUGUAAGAAGGGAUAUGUCCUUCACUAUUAUUCAUUUCAAGAUAUAUAGUUUUUCCUAAUCAUCAAGUGUAAUUGCUGCCAAA